ACGCAACGAGAACAAAAAAUUAAAAUUUUAAAUGUCUGUUGUAUUUCUGCCAGGUUCUGUUUUGAACUUAAGAAAAAAAAUAGCAAAUGAUUAGAGCGAUGAUAUUUAAUUAUAUUACGAGUAAUUAUGGUCAUUGUCGACGUUUGCAUGGUAUAUUAACGCGUUCUUCCCUAGUAUAUCCUCAGUCGGACAUUCGCCUUGAAGCCUUGUUAGAGCUGUGUGAGACAACAUGGGAGUUAAAUUCCAAGUAUCGUGUUUUUUGUUCGCCUUAUUUGGCUUUGUGCAGUCGGGAGUUGUGCCAGAAGAAAAAUGCAAUUUAGAUGACAAAAAAUGCCUUGCAUCAGCAUUCCAAAAGAUGGUACCAGUGUUCAUGGCAGGAAUACCUGAAGCUGAUAUAGCAGUGCUAGACCCUAUGGAGAUGGAUGACGUCAGCUUCGAUCUUGCUGGUCUACAGUUUUCUCUCAAAGAAGGUCGCUUGAAGGGAUUGAAGGGUUCAGUUAUCGAUAGUGUUGAUUGGGACAGGAAGAAGAACGUUUUGUCAGUUGAUUUCCAUAUGGAUGCCUCUGUAAAAGGUCACUACACUGCUGGCGGCCGCUUGCUCAUCUUGCCUAUAUCUGGAGAUGGAGAAAUGAAGCUGAAAUUAAAACACAUUCAAAUCAAGCUCUACAUCCAUUACGAUAUGGUUAAAGAUUCUGAAGGCAAGGACCACAUCAAACCAAAGAAGUACCACUUCGACUUUGAAGUAAAAGAAGGCGCUCAUUAUCACCUUAGUAAUUUGUUCAACGGUAACAAGGAGCUAAGUGAAACUCUGUUGAAAUUCAUAAAUGAAAACUGGAACCAAGUCACCAGUGAGUUCGGCAGACCAGUCAUGGAUGUGGCAGCAAAGAUUAUUUAUAAGAACGUUGUCAAAUAUUUUGAGAAGAUGCCGAUUCAAGAUAUCACUGUUGCUUAGAAGCGAGGAACAUCCAGUAGAAUGAUUAGUGUAGAUAUUUGUUUGUGAUACCGAAAUAAAUUAUUGA
Trichoplusia ni (cabbage looper) is the source of this 1019-nucleotide messenger RNA. Its product is annotated as circadian clock-controlled protein-like. Lineage: Eukaryota; Metazoa; Arthropoda; Insecta; Lepidoptera; Noctuidae. Bases 230 to 952 code for a protein of 240 amino acids. The record is from RefSeq and is a predicted model, not a curated record. The transcript has 5 exons.